Hypomesus transpacificus is the source of this 3643-nucleotide messenger RNA. RefSeq names its product melatonin receptor type 1C-like. Bases 1590 to 2654 code for a protein of 354 amino acids. Gene Ontology annotation, molecular function: melatonin receptor activity. Gene Ontology annotation, biological process: G protein-coupled receptor signaling pathway. The record is from RefSeq and is a predicted model, not a curated record. NCBI's taxonomy places the organism in Eukaryota, Metazoa, Chordata, Actinopteri, Osmeriformes, Osmeridae. Gene Ontology annotation, cellular component: membrane. The transcript has 2 exons.
AAUGACGCAAUUGUGCAUGUUUGUCGAAUCAUCAAAUGUUAAUCUUGUAUUUUUCUCAGAAGGCUAGCUUGAUAGAUACAUUUGUCCUUGCAUUUUAAGAACAAGGUUAGGUUGGCUAAAAUUAAAUAAAGAGCUGAAACUGACAUAACAGGUGGUUGUUUGCGCAUAUUGACCUUUAGACAUGAAACCAGAUGUUCCAGGUAUGAAUGCCCGUGAGUGAUCUGCUGUUAAAACUAAUACAAACUCAAUUUCCUUAAGUAAACUCAAUUCCCAAUAACAUGUAAAUAAAUGUCAAAUAUAUAAUCAUAAAUGUUAUCUACGGGUUUAUGGUAAUAGUAUCCUAUACAGUAGUAAAAACGGCGCCAUCCUGAUUUCAACACACAUGGAACUGGAUUGAAGUAUACCCAUAAUUUGACUCCUACUGAUAUAGUUCAUGCAUCUUCUCACUCUGUCCUCGAUGCAGCCAAACAAGCAAACAGAAAUGUACAGUGUUUACUUAGUCCAAGAGGGCGAAUAACAGCUUUUUGAAAGGUUUUGGGAAAUCCAUCCUAUAGGCUUCAUACCAACGUUGUUGCCACACCUGACCUCAUUAUGUCAACAUUUUGUGAUGACACAAUAUGUUGAAAGAGGCUCUCUCUUAUUCAAAUUUCCUGUCAUUACUCCUAAAGGCACGGUGUAGAGAUGACUGUAGUAUAUACCCUGGUAUAUUUGCCUUCUACCACAAUAGUACAGUAUCAAAUCUUCCAAUGCCAAUCAAUUGAUUGCUGAAAGUCCCCUGCUGCAUCUUUGUGCAAGCCGUCAAAAUUGGACACACGAGGGCGCCAUUAGGUAAAGCAUACACGAUGAAGGAAACAUUAAUUCUUUCAUCAGAUACUUAAACUGGAAGUUUUACACUUUUAUACGUUAUCACAUAUCACUUCAGCAGUAGUUCCCAAAUUCACUCGGAUUAUGAUGACGGAAAAUGCUGAACACUUCCUGACAAAUAGUUGAAGUUUUGGAUUUGACACUUAGAGAUAAUGAUAGCCAACAGACAAUGAUGACAAAAGGGUGAGAUAGGUUACAAAAUGUGGCAAAUGUAUUUAGUAACUAACUGAAUGAAAUAGGAAAAUGCACUCUAUCCAUCCAUGCGAUUGUCAUACAUUACGUGACGAUGUUUUUCGAAGAUACCUUAUUCAUGAACCACACCAUAAAACAGACUUACUUAGUAUGAUAUUACGCAGAGGCGAGGAAAUCCUCUCACCGGCUCUUAUCCAUUACGCACAGAGAUAUCACGCAUGCCGUUAGACUGCGCGCGCUCCACUAUGGACUUGGUUGCAGGUGGAGACGUCAUGGCACGCACAAUGAGAAGGAUGAAAACGAAGGGAAACUCGAGGAUGAGUCACGACCUAUUUUCUAACAUAUCCUUAAAGAUUUGUUAUUCAAUUGAGAUUAUUCAUCAUAGAUCACAAAUGUUACCUAGGACCCGGGGCUAGACUACUUGGAGCUCUCCUCCUAAUCGAGGACACCAACAUGGUUAAAGUUGGACGCCUUUGUGAAAGUCACGUAUUACAAAAAUAUUAUUUCUCAAUGGAAAUCUCACAGUGAGAGACAUGGAACUUGAGGCAAAUUCAAGCGGUGUACAUUGUUUGUCUCACAAUGAGAACGGAAGCUGCGCGGCGGAACAGAACUCGUCCGCCGGAGUGUCCACUGCGCUGGCCAGCGUGCUGAUCUUCACCAUAGUGGUUGACAUACUGGGGAAUGUGCUCGUUAUCCUCUCUGUGUUUCGGAACAAAAAACUAAGGAAUGCAGGCAACAUCUUUGUUGUGAGUCUCUCGGUGGCGGACCUGGUGGUGGCAGUGUACCCCUACCCUCUGGUCCUCACGGCCAUCUUCCACAACGACUGGACCAUGGGUGACCUUCACUGCCAGGCCAGUGGCUUCAUCAUGGGCCUCAGCGUCAUCGGCUCCAUCUUCAACAUCACGGCCAUCGCCAUCAACCGCUACUGCUACAUCUGCCACAGUCUUCACUACGAUCGCCUGUACAGCCUCAGGAACACCUGCUGCUACCUGGGCCUCACCUGGCUGCUCACCGCCCUCGCCACCGUGCCCAACUUCUUUGUGGGCUCGCUGCAAUACGACCCACGCAUCUACUCCUGCACCUUCGCCCAGACGGUGAGCACCUACUACACCAUCUCUGUGGUAGUCAUCCACUUCCUCAUCCCCCUGCUGGUCGUGUCUUUCUGCUACAUGAGGAUCUGGGUCCUGGUCAUCCAGGUCAAACACAGGGUGAAGCCAGAGUACAGGACCAAAGUGAAGCCGAGUGACGUUAGGAACUUCCUGACUAUGUUUAUGGUGUUUGUGCUGUUCGCUGUGUGCUGGGCGCCGCUGAACCUGAUUGGCCUGGCCGUGGCCAUCAACCCCAUGAGGGUGGCGCCCAACAUCCCAGAAUGGCUCUUUGUCAUGAGCUACUUCAUGGCAUACUUCAACAGCUGCCUGAAUGCUAUCAUAUAUGGACUGCUCAACCAAAACUUUCGGAAGGAAUAUAAGACUAUCGUGUUGGCCCUGUGCGUCCCCCGUCUGCUGCUCAUGGAGACCUCCCGCUGUGGGACAGAGGGGAUGAAGAGCAAGCCUUCGCCCGCCGUCACCAACAAUAACCUGGCCGAAAUAAACGUCUGAGGUUUGUUUGAGAGGGAACUGGGUUGUCGUAUCGCGGCUCUGGACUUGGGAAACACACUGACAUUGAAGCCAGGCUGUUAAGGUGCCCUACACUUACAGUUGUGUCACUUCCAUUGUGCCUUUCCUACAGAUGAAGUUACAGGAGGGUGUCACACUAAGUAAGGUCAUGUUGACUGAGUUACAAACAUGCAGUAAGAGACCUCACAUGUAGUCAUACCCUACUUUAAUUUGUCUGUCAACCCACUGUGGCAUUGUCAUGUUUAGAAAAGGGAAAAUAUACACAGCAAGCAAAAUUAUGAGAGACAAAUAUAUAUAUAUAUAUAAAAAAUAGGAUUUUGAUUAAAUAAGGGUAAGAGGAUGUGUUUGAUCAGCUGUCUGCAGAUCGGUCCUUGUCAGUUUUAACAAUUCAUUGAGUGUGCCUAUUUUACUACAGAUCACAUCAGCCAGUGUGGUCCCCCAUACCAAACAACAAAAUGAAUGACAUGAUGGAGAAAAACUGAUGUUUUAUUUUGGUCUAUUUAGGCGUAGCUUUCUAAAGAAUUUGCUCUUUCAGACAUAUACGUACUAGAGUGCCAAGCUCAGUUACAGAGGAAUGAAGCAUUUGACUAAGAAUAGUCAUAGUGAGUUAAGGUCUGUGUCGGAAGCACUGCAUCCUGGGGGAAAAGCAUCCUCAUGUAUCCUCAUAUUCAGAAUGACCUUGCCAGGGUGAGCUAGACUGGCUCUUUUCAACACUACUAAUCCUGUGUACCAACAGAGGAGCAGCAGCAACAGCAGUCUGUCUCUCAUCUCCCUGAUGUGGCAGAGUGUGUGUUAGUGUGUCUUAGUGUGUGUUAGUGUCUGUUAGUUUGUGAGCAAGCCUGCAGUGUCCUAUUCACUCUUAUGUUGCUUGUUUUAAUGCACUGUGAUUCUGCCACAGCCUGAGGGCUCUGUCUUACUGAGUCAAGCGUAUCUCUCACAAAAAUACUUUCAAAAUAAAUAUCUAUACAUUU